ACCCGCUUUACUACUAUUAUUAUUUUCUUACUGGAUCAAAAUCUAAUCAAUACUCCCGUUCGCUUUAGACCUACUCAAUAUUGCUCGCAAACACUAACGGCAUUUCUCUUGAUUAAAUAAUUUUCACUGACAGAUAAGCGUGCAGGUUGACCUCGAUAGCCGGACCGUUAUAUUUCGAUGAGGUCGCACGCCAGCAUCCGGAAUCGUGGCCGCAGGAUGAAAGGAUACUCGUGGUGGAAGCGCGCAUGAAAACGCUCGAAAACCGGCCUGAAAUGACGUAGCCAGUGGAUCGCUGGUGGAUCACCCAGGCAGGCAGGCUCGCGUGUGCUUAAAUCAGUGUUGCUCACCGCCGUCGAUCCCCGCGACUAAUAGGCUAUAGUGAUUCACCGAUCGUUUAUCAGUCCGUGUUACCCGCUGGUCGUGGCAUUAAGUCGAAGAGAGAAGUGCGAGAGUGUCGACUGGUGAGGUGAGAAGAAUCGCCGGUUAACGAUGGUCGUCAAGAUCUACAUAUCGGGCAUCAGCGGUAACAAGGAAGUGAAAAAGAGGCAACAGCGGGUGUUGAUGAUAUUGGAUAGUAAAAAUGUACAAUACGAGACGAUUGAUAUAACGGAGCCUGGGAAGGAAAUGGAAAAAGAGUUUAUGCAAGCUAACAGUAUCGCGAGAGAAGAAGAUAGUAAAUAUCCGUUACCUCCACAAAUAUUUAACGAGGAAGAAUAUUGCGGGGAUUACGAAGAUUUCGAUUUGGCAAAUGAAGUAGACGAAUUGGAAGAAUUUUUAAAAGUGGCGCCGGCAGCAGGGGCUGAUUCGAAUAAGAGUAAAGAAAUCCAAGAAAAUGGAAAUACCACGAGUAGAGAGCCUUCCACAGACAAAGAUGCAGUUGCAGUGCAGCCCGAAAGUGUUGAAGAUAGGACAACUUUGUCAAGCGAGAAUGCACAGUCAGAUGAACCUAAAGAAUCUAUAGAAAAUGAUGGUGGAACAAAAAUCGAAGAUGAAACAGUAGAAAAUACCGUAGAAGAGAAUGUCGAAAAGAACGAAGAAAAAUCCGGCGACCAAGAGAAAGAAGAAUAGGUUCGAAGUAAGCCCAUAUGAUAGUGGGACAUUUUAUAUUUUCUUUUCCCCUCGAUUUUCCAUUGACAAGGGUAUUUUAUAAAAGCUAUAUUUAUCCUACUUCUAAGGCUGAGUGAAGGUACUGCCAAGAUAAUAUUUCUGCCUCGCAGAGAUUCUAUUGAACGAACAGUAUAAAUGAAGUAUAAGCUAUAAUUUUAUAGGAACGUUUUAUAUUUUGCAAUCGAGCAUGUUUUCACCAUCAAAUUUUAUCGAUAGGUCUGUCUAUAGAUGAUAAUUACUUCUCGCCGCUUCCCCGUUAUCAGUAGAUGAUACAAAUUUUUUAAUUUCUUAUGUCGACAUUUUACAUUGUUUGUACUGUAUUUUUAAUUCUUAAACAGAGCUCUAACAACGCGCUAGGGGUAAUAAAUUUUUCAGUAUUGAGAAAAUAUAUAAUUUCUCGUCCCGCUACUCGCUGAAACAGUUACGAUCAAUUUUAUAGUCGUAUCAUGAUCUGGCGUUUAAUUUGUAUUCUCGUCCAAACGUUUUCCAUUUUUACUACGGAGUGACUUCCAUUUUUAGAAAUUUUUGACAAAAGAUAUCGACUCGAUUCAGCGUUUGUCUUUAUACAAGAUUUUUAAGAGCAUAGUUUCGCGUCGUGCAAUUGUAUAUAUAUAUAAGUUCGGACAGUACAACACUCAGUUUUGCAUGAAAUGCAAUUCUUACAAAAGACGUGACAAAAUUUUAGUUAGACUAGGUAUCGAUAUCGCAAUGACGUUUUAUCCGUCGGGCGCGUCCUAAAAUAAUUAUCGAUAUCACUUCCAACAAAGUUAGGAUUAAUUUAGGACAGAUUUAUCAGCUCCGCGUGGUACGUUCGACAAAAUUGCGGAUUAAUUUCUUAUAUUUAUAAACUAAUUCGUACGCAGAUAAUUCCCGGAUAAAGGACUAAGGAUAGAGUAACGUUAGCAAUAGCCGGUUUACAUUUCUCAUGCUGAAAACAUUUACUUACAGGAUAAAAAUUAGUAAAAUACAAGGAAUUCUUAAACCCUUUCAUCAAAGGCCUAUUGUUUCUAUUUAGAACAAAAACAAAUUCAUAUCGUAAAUAUCUUACUAUGCAACUCGUUCGAACAGCUUGACAUAGUUUCUUUUACAAAUAUACUCACUUACCGACCAAAUAAUAGACGGGUAUCAAUCACGAACAAAUUCGAGCUUUACGCAAGUGUUAUGAACCAUGUUGCUUUGUUACGAGCCGAGGAAAAUGAAUGUAUACAUUAUUAGAAGUUCAUAACGCUAUAUUUAUGCACGAGAUGAUAAGCCUGACUAAUUUUAAUACACCCAUCGUACUGUGGCUUUUGAUUAGAAAAAUAUUUGCAAUCGUUAGGAAUCAGACUAGGAGAAUAGAAAUAAAAAGAGCUUUAAAUGGCACGCAUAAGAAUUGAUAUAAUACAAGAUCGUUCCUUUACCAGUGAAUUCAAAGGCAGCAUCGCUUUUCAUAUUUUCAAUAUACGCACACAUCAGCUUUGGGUUUGUUCCCCAUUAGUGAAAAUGUGAUUGACGGGUCGAAGUAUCACAGUUGUUGUACCUUCGAGUCGACUGGUCAAAGGAUCAAACUAUAUGUCCACCUCGUUCUUAUUAGAGAAUGGUAUGUUCGUGAGUAAUAGGUGUUGGACAUGAGCAUCACACGAGUUAAUAAAUUUUAACAUUAUAUAUUCGAAAUAUUAUAUUUACGAGAACAAUAUUCAUUAUAUACAUGAUACAUAUAUGAAUCAUGCCGAUCACUGUUACACGCAUAUAAAAAUUUACUAAUAAAUAUCAUGAUACAAGUUUAA
This is a messenger RNA of Ceratina calcarata, 2873 nucleotides long. RefSeq names its product SH3 domain-binding glutamic acid-rich protein homolog. Gene Ontology annotation, cellular component: cytoplasm. NCBI's taxonomy places the organism in Eukaryota, Metazoa, Arthropoda, Insecta, Hymenoptera, Apidae. The coding region runs from base 490 to 1068 and encodes 192 amino acids. The transcript has 5 exons. The record is from RefSeq and is a predicted model, not a curated record.